Zymoseptoria tritici IPO323 is the source of this 1803-nucleotide messenger RNA. RefSeq names its product putative ABC transporter. Gene Ontology annotation, cellular component: membrane. The record is from RefSeq and is a predicted model, not a curated record. The transcript has a single exon. NCBI's taxonomy places the organism in Eukaryota, Fungi, Ascomycota, Dothideomycetes, Mycosphaerellales, Mycosphaerellaceae. Gene Ontology annotation, molecular function: ABC-type transporter activity; ATP binding; ATP hydrolysis activity. Bases 1 to 1803 code for a protein of 600 amino acids.
AUGCCAUCACCACAUAUUCCCUCGACGCCCGUGAGGAGGACUUCAGGUCGAGUCGAUCAUUACGACGGCUUUGCGGAGGACGAUGAGAACAACGGAUUCAGCGACGAGAUUGAAGACGAUCUGCAGAGCAGUCCGGAGAUGCAACGAUUCAUUCAGUCCAUGAGCAGGGCGGUAGAAACCUCCUGCAUCGGUCUCAGCUUCGACUACCAGAAGCUCUCGUACGCAACAAUGGCCGGCAAGAAGAUCCUGUCAGACGUCACCGGUAAUAUGCCGCGAGGCAGCUGCUGGGGGGUCAUGGGCGGCAGCGGUGCUGGCAAAACGACUUUCAUGAACGUCCUCAUGGGCAAGAUCCAAGCCAAAGAAGGCUUCAUCAAGAUCAACGGCCAUCGAAAGGACAUGACCAAGUACAAAAAACUCAUCGGCUAUGUACCUCAAGACGACAUCAUUUUUCCUGAGUUGACCGUUCGCGAGAACAUCCUACACUCAGCUCGAAUUCGCCUUCCUGCCAAAUGGACCGACAAAGAAAUACAAGCGCACGUCGACGCUCUUUUGGCCUGUCUCCAACUUACCCACGUCCAGCACUCCCGCGUUGGCGAUGCCACUCGUCCAGUCAUUUCCGGAGGUCAGCGCAAACGAGUCAAUAUUGGAAUGGAGCUCGCAUCGGCACCCAUGGCGAUCUUCUUGGAUGAACCGACAUCCGGACUCGAUGCCACCAGCGCUGCGAGCAUCAUGCGACUUUUGAGGGCCAUUAGCAGGUUGGGCGUGACGACAAUCGCAAUCAUUCACCAGCCAAGGGAACAGAUCUUCUAUGGAUUUGACCAGCUGUUGCUGUUAGCACAAGGACAUGCCGUCUACUCUGGUGCCUCUCAUGACUGUCAGACAUACUUUGAGAAGUUGGGGUUCUCAUUCCCCGAGCGCGGAAACCCGGCUGAUGUCCUCAUCGAUAUCGCCACAGGCGAUGGAAGUCGAUAUUUGACCUGCGAGAAGCGAAACCAGUCGAUGGUACCGGCCUUGAUCGAACGGUGGAAAGAUCAAGCCCAGUCGACGAACGUCAACGUUCCACUUACCUUGGACGGCUCAAGUGCCCCGACCAAACGCAGCCGCCGGCUCAGCACUCCGUCCGUUGCCUCCACCGAAGAGCAAGAAGAAAACCUCCGUCUGACCAUGGCGUCUCGAGGCGCAACCUGGCCGGCUCAAGUCUACUACUGCCUGCAGCGCGCCUUGACCCAGCAGGUUCGCAACGCCACCUCCUUCUUCUACGAAAUCGGAGUUGGCGCUCUCGCAGGUGGCAUCAUCGGUCUUUCCGCGUUCGGCGCCGGUGGACAUCUCUUCCAGGGCAUAUACCACCCUCCCUUCACAAUCCUUAGCAGCGCAGUCGAUUAUCAGAGCACACCCCAGCUUGGACUACUCGGCGGCAUGGCAAUCGGACUUGCCGCUUCUGCUCCUGGUUUCUGGGUCUUUGGUGAGGAAAAGAUGAUGUUCUGGCGGGAGACCGCCGCAGGACACUCGCGAUCAGCCUACUACCUUGGUAAAAUGCUCUCCACGCUGCCUCGGAUCGCGCUUAGCAGCCUACACUUCACCGUGUUCAUGGGUAUUCUCGCAACGCCAUUGAUCAGUUUCACGGACAUGUGGAUGGCGAACCUGAUGUACUUUUGGUGUAUCUAUGGCUUGGCGGCAAUUGUGAGUAUGCUUGUCAAGAGAGAAGAUGGUCCGUUGGUGGCGGUUUUGGCAUCCCUCGUGGUGGGCAUGUUGAGCGGCGUUGCGCCGGCAUUGAAGCAGGUGAAGCUAUGGGGCAUGGAGUGA